Messenger RNA from Lolium perenne, 2690 nucleotides. RefSeq names its product tyrosine--tRNA ligase 1, cytoplasmic. Lineage: Eukaryota; Viridiplantae; Streptophyta; Magnoliopsida; Poales; Poaceae. Gene Ontology annotation, cellular component: cytoplasm. Gene Ontology annotation, biological process: tyrosyl-tRNA aminoacylation. The record is from RefSeq and is a predicted model, not a curated record. Gene Ontology annotation, molecular function: ATP binding; tyrosine-tRNA ligase activity.
GAAGGGAUACGAGCGACGACCGGUCGUACGGAGUACAUCACUACUUCGUCUUCCCCAGUGUGAACUCGGAGCUGAAGCACAGAGAGGAGGGCGGAGGGGAAGAAGCCUGUGCGAUUCCCUCCGUCGCCCCCGUUCUUCCGGCCGCCCCCCUUCCUCUCCCUCGCGCACCAUAACUCCUCCAGCCGGCGGCGGACGCGAAGCUGGUCGCCUCUCGAGUUUGCCAGGCCGGACCUGCAGGAGUUGAAUCCCGGAUGGCACAGUUGCUUCGGCCUACUCGAGAGCGGAAGCUACGGCCUUAGAGGAGGAGGUUCCCUGGUGUUGUAGCUGCUCCUAUUGGAUCGUUCGCGGUGGCCUGUUCCCGCCGGCGGCGGAUCCCGGCUGGUGGAGUCACUCGUACUAGCUCCUAGCUGGAGGGGCAGACCUGCAGGCGCAUGGAGGUGGAGUCGCGCUGGUGCGUCCGUCCGUCCACAGGGAAGCUGCUUCACCACAGUUCUGCAAUUCGUCGACUCGCGACCAUGUACACAGGAGACAAAGGACAGAGAGAUGAGAUAUCAACAUAGCAUCAGCUUUUGGUCAUAUAGGCAAUGCUGGAGCCAUUGGCUGAACGUGGAGUGGAGAUUGCAUCACCAGCAUUAUCAUGGUUCCCAACACCAACUUGUGGAGAAGCCAUCUGUGGAGAACAAGAUCGUUCGCUUUACCUGUCAGAUCGUGAACCUUCUUCAGAUCGUGUGCCUUUUGCUUCUGCUGCAUGUGCCUACAGAUAGCGGCAAGAUGGACUCGUGAAAAGUUGGGGAUUUCCUGGCAAUUCGAUUUACAGAGCGGAGCUUCUACCUAUCAUCCGGCGCUGCCGAUUUUCCCUGGGAGCUUCAAUUAGAUAGCCUUGAAGAUGGCCAUUUUUUCCCCUCCGUUCUUGUUUGCAUUACUGGUGGAUUAUUAGAUUUGGCGGGUAGCCAUAUGUUUUCUGGACGCCUUGGCGCGAAGGAGAAAAUUUCCCUCCUAUUCUGUGAUCUGUUUUAACCGCAGGCUUGUAUUACGGGAUGAUUAGUAUUUGUCCGCGUAUGAGUCGAUCGUGUCCGGUAUUUUUGAUUGCUUUCUCUGUUUUGUUUUGGCGAAAUUGAAGGGAGACAGUGCGUGGGAGGGGGAGGUCCUUGGAUGCCUGCCACGUAGCUGGGCGCACGGAUGGGAGCAGAAACGGGGCGCAGGCAAGCCCCGUCCCUUAGUAUUAGCCUUCUAAACUCGUCUUCCGCGAGCCUCACGAUUCUGCCGGUGACUACCAGAUUUCACCUGCAGAAUAGUCACAGCAGGUUGUCUUGUACUUGUUGUAUAUAUAUUUUAUAUAUACGAAGUGGACUGCGUUUGCAACCCAGUUUGAAUCCCAUGGAAGAGGCGACAAUCUGCACCAUAUGGAAUGCUGUCGGGAUGAGUUUGGAUCAGAGGUUUGCAAUAAUUAGGAGCAUAGGCUUGGAGAGCACUGAUGAGGAUGAUAUUAGGAGGCUACUGGGCAAGAAGGUUGCUCCAGUUUGCUAUGUUUGGUGUGAUCCCUCCCCUUCGGUACAUAUCGCCCAGGGGAUCAUGAUGGUGAUCAAUGUUAGGAAGAUGGUUAAAGCUGGUUGCAGAGUUAAAAUCUUGAUAGCAGAUUGGUUUGCUCGUAUGCAGCACAAAUUCGAUGGUGACCUAGCGAAAAUUCGGACUUUUGGACUUUACAUGAUUGAGAUAUGGAAAGCAGUUGGCUUGGACCUUAACGGGGUAGAGUUCAUAUGGUUGUCCGAUGAAAUAAAUAGCCAUUCAGCUGAAUACUGGGCACUGGUCAUGGAUAUUUUCAGAAAUAAUACUUUGAGGAAGAUAACAAGGUGCUGUGAAAUUGUGGAUCCAUUCAUGCUUAACAGAAAUAUUAAUGAUUCAUUUGACCCCAAAAAUGUGACGGCUUCAACUCUCUUUACCCCUUGCGUGCACUGUGCUGCUAUAUUAUUGCAAAAGGCAGACAUAUGGCUAUUGUCCAUGGAUCAUGAAGAGGAUCUUCACGACAAGCUAAUUAGACAGUACUGCAAAGGCAUGAAGCAUGAAAGACCUAUUAUUCUGUCCCAUAAUAAGCUGCCCAAUUUAAUAGAACACCCUGAAUUAGCUAAGAAUGGAGAUCCAUCUUGGGCUAUCUUCAUUGAAGAUCGGGAGGUUUAUUUGAGUUACAAACUAAGCAGAGCUUUCUGUCCUGCGAAAGUUGCAGAAGGCAACCCAUGUCUGGAGUACAUCAAAUAUAUUGUGUUUCCAUGGUUUGGAUACUUUGAGGUACUCAGGAAGGAAGAGAACGGUGGUAGCAGGACGUUUCAGAACAUGGAAGAGCUUAUCAUUGAUUAUGAAAGUGGUGCUCUGGGUGCCGGUGAGGUGAAGCUGGCCCUUGCAGAAGCACUAACUAAGAUUCUGAAGCCUAUACAUGACCACUUUGCAAACAAUUGUGAAGCCCAAAAUCUGGAGGAUGAGGCUCUGAGUAGUAUCCCCCGGUACUAGGGAGUAAAGGAGCAAAUGAUGAGUUCAAGGAAAUUUUACUGAAGAUAUAUAAGGGCGAUUACGUGAACUUAAUACACAGGAAAGGUUCAUGGCAGCGUUAUGUAUUGGUACUAAAGAACAUGUGUAUGCUUUCUGUUUGUUUGUUACAAGCCAUUCCGUGCUUCAAUAUAAUGUUUUAUGUCUCAUCA